Molecule: messenger RNA, 657 nt
Organism: Fusarium graminearum PH-1
Lineage: Eukaryota; Fungi; Ascomycota; Sordariomycetes; Hypocreales; Nectriaceae
Exons: 1
Coding region: 1-657 (218 amino acids)
Source: RefSeq, a predicted model, not a curated record
AUGACAGUAACGACAGUCCCUUCAACGCAUCCAAUUGCACAGCGAAAUCCGCUAUCACAGACGAACAACGCACAAGUACACAUAUUCAGCGAUCAGUAUUAUAUUCCAAAGUCCUCACGCGAAGAUGAACCACUCUUUGUCCUCACGCUCUUGACAGACAAACGCCACCAACAAGCCAUGACGGCACUGCGACGACAGUGGUUUCCACCAGAUCUCCUCAAAGUGGACGCUCACGUUACAUUAUUUCAUGCUCUUCCAGGCUCUAGGCUAGCUCAGGUGAAGCAAGACAUUGCAGAUGUCGCAGCGCGUACACAAAAGUUCAAAAUCGCAGUUGCUGUCAAGGGCGUUUUCAAUAUGGGCAAGGGAGUCGGCAUCAAAUGCUCCAACACAGGCGCCUUUAUAAGCAAAGCAUAUAGUAUACGGGGCGAGCUCAGAGAUAAAUGGGAGCCUUUUCUCAGUAAACAGGAUAAGCACAAGAAGUGGGGAGGUCAUUACACAAUCAUGAACAAGCAGGAUGAUAAAGAGGAGGUGCAGAAGUGUUUGGCUUAUCUGAGAGAGGGACAUGCGAACAGCAAGGGGACUGUGGAGGGAUUGACUCUUUGGCAAUAUGAUAGAGGCUGGUGGAAGGAGGAUGAGGUGUUUGAGUUUACUAGAUAG